AUGGCCGCUCCUGUUUUCAUUCUCAUCACCUUCUUUGCUCUUACUUGUUCUAUUGCAUUGGCAUCCGAUCCUAGUCCACUUCAAGAUUUCUGUGUUGCUGAUCGAAACAAUCCUGUGAAAGUGAAUGGCUUUGUUUGCAAGGAUCCCAAUGUUGUGGAAGCAAAAGACUUCUUCAUGAGUGGGCUAAAUGUGGCCGGUGACACCAACAACCCAGUUGGUUCUGCAGUAACUCCUGCCAAUGUUGUGCAAAUCCCAGGGCUCAACACACUUGGUAUUUCUAUGGUUCGUAUUGACUAUGCCCCAUGGGGAAUCAACGCACCCCACACCCACCCUCGUGCCACUGAAAUCUUGACCGUCCUCGAAGGCACUCUUUUGGUUGGCUUUGUCACCUCCAACACAGAAAAUCGUCUCAUAACCAAGACACUAAACAAGGGCGACGUGUUCGUGUUUCCUGUUGGACUUGUUCACUUUCAACAGAACAUUGGUUAUGGUCCUGCAGUUGCUAUUGCAGCUUUGAGCAGCCAAAAUCCAGGCGUUAUUACCAUCGCUAAUGCUGUUUUUGGAUCAAAGCCAGACAUUUCAACCAAUAUCCUUGCAAAGGCUUUUCAAACUGAUUCGGCUAUAAUAGCCAACAUUCAGUCCAAGUUUUAG
This is a messenger RNA of Cucumis melo (muskmelon), 651 nucleotides long. RefSeq names its product putative germin-like protein 2-1. Gene Ontology annotation, cellular component: cell wall. Bases 1 to 651 code for a protein of 216 amino acids. The record is from RefSeq and is a predicted model, not a curated record. NCBI's taxonomy places the organism in Eukaryota, Viridiplantae, Streptophyta, Magnoliopsida, Cucurbitales, Cucurbitaceae. Gene Ontology annotation, molecular function: manganese ion binding. The transcript is spliced from 2 exons.